AUGGUUGACCAAUGUGCCCCUCGCUCAUGCACCUUGCGCGUGAUCCUACACUACGCAUAUGACGCUUCCCCUUUAACCCGGAUCACCACUAAAUCCUCAAGCCCCCGUCCACAGGUCGCCACGUGUCCAUUAGCAUUCUCGAGAACUUUCCCUUUGAAACGAGGCAAUUGGAAAACUGUCUCUAACGGCGUCGUGGCGGUUAAGUUAUUGAAGCAUAUUCUUUUCCAGAGAGAGAAAAAAUUAAAAGGUAAGAGAAAAAUGGCGGAUGCUCAGCGUUUACUUGGGAACGAUGUCGUUUCGGUGGAGCUCCCAGCUCCUGCUUCCUGGAAAAAAUUGUAUUUGCCGAAAAAAGGAGGUACGCCCAAGAAAAACGAGAUACUAUUCAUUGCUCCAACUGGGGAGCACAUUAGCAACCGUAGGCAGCUCGAGCAAUACCUAAAAUCCCAUGCUGGAAAUCCUCCGCUUUCCGAGUUCGAUUGGGGCACAGGCGAAACUCCAAGGAGAUCAGCUAGGAUCAGCGAGAAAGUCAAGUCAACACCCCCAUCUAAAGAGAGUGAGCCGCCCAAAAAACGAGCUAGAAAAUCAUUGGCCACCAAGAAAGACAAAGAGAAAACCGAGGGCACGAAAGAAGUCGAAAUGCAUGAUGCUACUGAUGAGAAGAAGGAUGAAGAACUGAAAACCGAGGUCGGGGGUGAAAGCAUUUUUAAAGAAAAUGGUGGGAAAGGGAGUGAUGAGACAAAAGAUGAGAAAAAGGACGAAGAACAGAAAAUCGAGGUCGGGAGUGAUGAGACAAUUGAUGAGAAAACUGAAAAAGGGGAUGGCACUGAAAAUGCUCCAAAUGUGGAGGGAAAGGUUGAAGACAAACAGUUACCUGAGAAGGACGAGAAUAAUGAGCAGCGUGAAGUAAUUGAUGGUAAUGGAAAUCCUUCAGACACGAAGGAAAAAAUUGUAGAGGAACAGGUGGCUGGAACUGUAGAGAAAAUGCAGUCUGAGGCUGGCAAAAUCAGUAGUGAUGAAACAAAAUCUGCAGGCACAAAUGAUGAGAAGAAGGACGAAGAACAGAAAACCAAGGUCGGGAUUGAUGAGACAAAUGAUGAGAAAAUUGAAAAAGGCGAUGGCACUGAAAAUGCUCCAAAUGUGGAGGGAAAAAUUGAAGACAAACAGUUACCUGAGAAGGAGGAGAAUAAUGAGCAGCCCGGAAGAAUUGAUGGUAAUGGAAAUGGAAAUCCUUCAGAUGUGAAGGAAAAAAAUGUAGAGGAACAGUUGUCUGGAAACAAAAUCUGUAGUGAUGAAACAAAACCUGUGGGCACUUAUGGGGAAGCUGUUGAUGGAGGUGAAAAGCGCACUAUUUCAGAGUCGUCCGCUGGAAAGGAAAGUGGGGCCCAGUUGAACGAUACCAAAUCUGAUUUGGGGAAAGAAAGUGAUGUGAAAGAGGAUGGGAUGGAGAUAGGUAAAGUGAAUCAGGCGCCGCCACAUCACCCUUCUCCAGCAGCAAUUAGUUGUUGA
This is a messenger RNA of Striga asiatica, 1506 nucleotides long. The record is from the annotation of a GenBank genome assembly. Lineage: Eukaryota; Viridiplantae; Streptophyta; Magnoliopsida; Lamiales; Orobanchaceae.